This is a messenger RNA of Tetranychus urticae (two-spotted spider mite), 1085 nucleotides long. It is a transcript of the gene Ras85D, whose product is annotated as GTPase ras-like protein 1. Gene Ontology annotation, molecular function: GTPase activity; GTP binding. Gene Ontology annotation, biological process: signal transduction. NCBI's taxonomy places the organism in Eukaryota, Metazoa, Arthropoda, Arachnida, Trombidiformes, Tetranychidae. The record is from RefSeq and is a predicted model, not a curated record. Gene Ontology annotation, cellular component: membrane.
AAAAAGACUCGCCCAGAACAUGUUGUAAUGAGAGUAUGAGCCCUGUAACUGAAAGUUACUAACUUUAUUUUUUUCUUUGCCAUUUGUCAUCUUAAUUGUUUUUAAAUCUAUCUCAUUUAAUUGACUGUUUCUGUUAAUUUUUAAUCUCAUCUUAAGCAAUCAACCUAAAGAUAAAACUGUUGAAAGACAAAACCAUCCCAUUGGUCUCUCCUUUUUAAACCAUUCCGGCAUGACGGAAUACAAGCUAGUGGUGGUCGGUGCCGGUGGUGUUGGUAAAAGUGCUCUCACCAUUCAGCUAAUUCAAAAUCAUUUUGUUGAUGAAUAUGAUCCAACUAUUGAAGAUUCCUAUCGUAAGCAAGUCGUAAUUGACGGUGAAACAUGCCUUCUAGAUAUUUUGGACACUGCCGGACAAGAAGAGUACAGUGCCAUGAGAGAUCAAUAUAUGCGCACUGGGGAAGGUUUUUUGCUUGUAUUUGCCCUUAAUAAUGCGAAAUCAUUUGAAGACAUUUCAAUGUACAGAGAACAGAUUAAAAGAGUAAAAGAUGCAGACGAUGUGCCAAUGGUAUUAGUUGGUAACAAAUGUGAUUUACAGACUCGAGCUGUUGACAUUUGGGGUGCUCAAGAAGUUGCUAAAAGCUAUGGAAUUCCAUUUGUUGAAACUUCUGCCAAAACUCGCCAAGGUGUUGAUGAUGCAUUCUACACACUUGUUCGUGAGAUCAGGAAAGAGCGAGAAAGGAAAGGCAAAGAUAAGAAAAAAGAAAAGAAAGGUUCUCGGAAAAAGAAGUGCUACAUUUUGUAACUAUUUGAGAACCUUCUUUGUCUUUUUGUUUCCUUCUCUCUCUCUUUUUCUCUCUCCCACUAUCUUUAUCUAUUGACGGCUUACCUAUCAAAAAACAAAAAUCCAUACGGCUGUUCGUUUGCAUAUUCACCGGCAUCGGUUAUUAUCGCCAUUGCAUCAGAUUUUUAAAUAUCAUCGAGCUCAAAAGCUUUCCGCAUACCUAUUUCUUUCAAUAAAAACAACUGUGUGUCAAUUAAGUAUUUAAACAAACAAUUAAUAAACAAAAUAAGAAGAGUUUCCGAAAAAA